UGGUCAAAACACUGUCCGGCUCGUUGCCAUAGCAACGGUUUAGCGUCUCAACAUGGCGUCCCUACUUGGCAGUACAUUGUUUGAAAUAACUGGCCAGGGACCGUCUCCAACAAAAGAUUUUUUCCAACUUCUCAUAACAAAAACUGAGGUGAUAUGGAGGACGUGGAAAAUCUCUUUGAGGAGGGAGUUCAAGGGUGCUGAACCAGGAGAGAUGAAGCAAUCCCACGACGACUUCUUACAUGACGCUGGGUUGCAACACCUGGUGGGCGUGGUGUUUGGACAACACACUCUGGAGCACUCUAAGGCUCUAUGCGAGGGACACUACAACUACCUGGAGCGGCUGCCCAACCAGCUGCUGCUUCGCGUCUUCUUCUACCUUAGCUUCAGGGACAUCGGCCGACUCGCACAGACCUCACAGAGGUUCUGGAAGCUGUCCAACUCGCCUGAGCUGUGGGAGCAGACCGUGCGCGUGCGCUGUGACGAGCUGACACCAGACAUGGAGAUACUGGCCAAAGCUGUGGGCUGGAGGAAGAUCUUCUUCACCUUCUUUCACGAGAAGCUGUGGGCCUCUAAGGCCGACCCAGCCUCAGAUUCCCUGCCCUCUGCCACAAAUCUGGCCUAGGCCCUUGUCACCAAACCAUAUCAGUGACCUCAACGUGAGGGUUGCGCUACAAUCACUUUGUAAUGAGCACUUAUGUUUUGUUCUUUUGAUAAAUUAUAUUUUAUGUAUUUAUUAUUUUUUUACAUGGUAAGGAUGAAUACCAAAACCACUGAAUGUGAGUCUGAAUGUCAGAUAAUUUUUUUACACUGUCGAUUUAUGUUUGAGGAUGUUUGAAGUGCCAAGUGCAGCUCACUGUGAACACUUUUCUGCUGUGAGUCACGUUGUAUACACCUUUUGUGGUGUGUUCUUGUUGAAGAAGUUAACUUCUUUUGUUUGCAGUGUUGUUCCUUUUCUAUACAGAAUAAAGAAGAGUGUGUGUAAA
Messenger RNA from Alosa sapidissima (American shad), 983 nucleotides. It is a transcript of the gene fbxo36a, whose product is annotated as F-box protein 36a. The record is from RefSeq and is a predicted model, not a curated record. The transcript has 4 exons. The coding region runs from base 53 to 622 and encodes 189 amino acids. NCBI's taxonomy places the organism in Eukaryota, Metazoa, Chordata, Actinopteri, Clupeiformes, Clupeidae. Gene Ontology annotation, molecular function: protein binding.